AUGGACGACUUCUCGGUUUAUGGGCAAACGUAUGAAGUCCGUAUGAACAAUUUAGAGAAGAUACUAAGGAGAUGUGAAGAGAUAAAUCUUGUGCUGAACUGGGAGAAGUGCCACUUCAUGGUGAAUGAAGGUAUUAUGCUCAGGCACAAAGUUUCCAAGGAAGGGCUGGAGGUGGAUAAGGCGAAGAUUGAGGCCAUUGAAAAGCUUCCACCAGCAGCAAAUGUGAAGGCUAUCAAGAGUUUCUUGGGACAUGCAGGAUUUUAUCGUUGUUUUAUGAAGGACUUUUUGAAGAUUGCUCCACCAAUGAGUGCGUUGCGGGAGGCCGAAAGAACGUUUAACUUUGAUGAACAAUGCCUCAACGCAUUCAAAAUACUGAAUAACGCAUUGAUAACCACACCUGUGUUGAUCGUACCUAACUAG
Benincasa hispida (wax gourd) is the source of this 420-nucleotide messenger RNA. Lineage: Eukaryota; Viridiplantae; Streptophyta; Magnoliopsida; Cucurbitales; Cucurbitaceae. The record is from RefSeq and is a predicted model, not a curated record.